Messenger RNA from Lagenorhynchus albirostris (white-beaked dolphin), 2413 nucleotides. RefSeq names its product Gfo/Idh/MocA-like oxidoreductase domain containing 2 (gene GFOD2). Lineage: Eukaryota; Metazoa; Chordata; Mammalia; Artiodactyla; Delphinidae. Gene Ontology annotation, biological process: extracellular matrix organization. Gene Ontology annotation, molecular function: nucleotide binding. The transcript has 4 exons. The coding region runs from base 692 to 1936 and encodes 414 amino acids. Gene Ontology annotation, cellular component: extracellular matrix. The record is from RefSeq and is a predicted model, not a curated record.
CGGCCGGCGACGGCGGGUGAGGAUGAAGAAGGGCAUGGCGCGGCGGCGAGCGGGCGCCUGCCGGGCCUCCUCCGCGGCUCGGCGCCCGAGGUCGGAGGCGGGGAUACGCAGAGCUGGGGCUGGAGGGGGCCGUUCUAACAGCCAGCGCGGGCUCGGAGUUCGGGGGUCGCUCCAGAGUUCGUCCUCCCGCCUCAGAAAUAUGACCUGCAAGUUUGGUCGUAGGAUUUUAGAAUUUUGGCUCCUGGAAGGACCUCGGCCAUAACCCAUCCCUUUACCGGACGCGAAAACCUAGGCUCCCCCGCCCUGUGCCGAGCAGAACCCCCUACCUGUGUGAGGACCGACGCUUUGUGGAUAAGAAUGUGAGGUAUGGGAACCUCAGACAAAGGGCUCGUGGGGUAGCUGGUCCAUCGUCUUUCAGAAUGAGAUGGUACUUUUGGGGGAUAAAUCUUUAAGAAAAGGGCGUUCAGGUGGCAGGUGGGAGAAGGGACACUCCAGAAGGUGCGGUGGCUCUGCCAGUCCCGGAGUGUCCACUGGCCAGAUCUCCCUGGGCCUGGUCUACCUUUGAAGCUCAAGAAGGAAGCAGAUGGACUUGCGAAGACAAAAGGAGCCAUGUGUGACCAGGACUGGGGGAUGGUCGUACUCAUGCUGGAGACUCUUGUGAGGAGAUGAGUUGGUGAACAGAGAAGCCAGCAUGAAGAUGCUUCCCGGAGUGGGCGUGUUUGGGACUGGCAGCUCUGCCCGGGUUCUGGUCCCACUGCUGCGGGCAGAAGGGUUCACGGUGGAGGCCCUGUGGGGGAAGACUGAGGAGGAGGCGAAGCAGCUUGCCGAGGAGAUGAACAUCACCUUCUACACCAGCCGGACCGAUGACGUCUUGCUGCAUCAAGACGUGGAUCUGGUGUGCAUCAACAUCCCCCCUCCGCUUACCCGACAGAUAUCUGUGAAGGCUCUAGGCAUUGGGAAGAAUGUGGUUUGUGAGAAGGCAGCAACCUCGGUGGAUGCCUUCCGGAUGGUGACAGCCUCGCGCUACUACCCUCAGCUGAUGAGCCUGGUGGGGAACGUGCUGCGCUUCCUGCCUGCCUUCGUGCGCAUGAAGCAGCUGAUUGCCGAGCACUACGUGGGUGCAGUGAUGAUCUGUGAUGCCCGCGUCUACUCGGGCAGCCUGCUCAGCCCCAACUACGGCUGGAUCUGUGAUGAGCUCAUGGGCGGUGGGGGCCUGCACACCAUGGGCACCUACAUUGUGGACCUGCUGACCCACCUGACUGGCCAGAAAGCCGAGAAGGUACAUGGGCUGCUCAAGACCUUUGUGAGGCAGAAUGCAGCCAUCCGUGGCAUCCGGCAUGUCACCAGCGAUGACUUCUGUUUCUUCCAGAUGCUUAUGGGUGGGGGUGUGUGCAGCACAGUAACACUCAACUUCAACAUGCCAGGCGCCUUUGUGCACGAGGUCAUGGUGGUGGGCUCUGCGGGACGCCUUGUUGCCCGGGGAGCUGACCUCUACGGGCAGAAGAACUCUGCCACACAAGAGGAGCUGCUGCUGAGGGACUCGCUGGCUGUGGGCACGGGGCUCCCCGAGCAGGGGCCCAAGGAUGUCCCGCUGCUUUACCUGAAGGGCAUGGUCUACAUGGUGCAGGCCCUGCGCCAGUCCUUCCAGGGGCAGGGGGACCGCCGCACGUGGGACCAUACCCCCGUCUCCAUGGCCGCCUCAUUCGAGGAUGGGCUCUACAUGCAGAGCGUGGUGGAUGCCAUCAAACGGUCGAGCCGAUCCGGGGAGUGGGAGGCUGUGGAGGUGCUGACGGAGGAGCCCGACGCCAACCAGAACCUGUGUGAGGCGCUCCAGCGGAAUAACCUGUCAACUUGGGCAGAGUUGAAUUCGGGUGAAUCUGAAGGUGGCCCCAGGAGAACGCCCCCUCCAGUGCUCAUUUACUCCUCAGACUGGUGAGGCGGUGCCGUUCCUAUUGCCAUGGCUGAGAGGGCCGGCACACUGCACAGGGCGGAGCUGCCCCCAGUGUGUGAGCAGUUCCAGCAAAGGCUUGACUUGGGGGCUUCAUCAGCCUAUUUGUGGUCUUAACUGGAUGAGAAAGCACAGCAAGGAGCCAGCUUGGCUUGAUUCCUCAGGCCUGAGGAGAAAUGACAAGAGGCCUUGUUUCCAUGCCCGUCCUGGGCUGGGGCAUCUCAGGAAUGGUGAGGGCAGGAAGUCAUCCCUCAGGGAUCUGCACCUGCCCUCGCUCCCAUGUGACCAAGCCCUUCCGGCCUGCAGGCUGCCCCUUCCCUGGCGGGGAGGAGGGGUUCUGUAGUAGAUGAGCUCUCAGGGGCUGUUGACCUAGGGCAGAGGGCCCCUGAGUUGGCAGAGAGGAGACAAGGGAGAGCUCUGGGACAUCUGAUAAAUGUUAAUAAAUCAGAAAGUCUGACACUGUGA